Messenger RNA from Argentina anserina (silverweed cinquefoil), 5216 nucleotides. RefSeq lists its product as uncharacterized. Lineage: Eukaryota; Viridiplantae; Streptophyta; Magnoliopsida; Rosales; Rosaceae. The coding region runs from base 344 to 4771 and encodes 1475 amino acids. The record is from RefSeq and is a predicted model, not a curated record. Gene Ontology annotation, biological process: regulation of transcription by RNA polymerase II. The transcript is spliced from 19 exons.
CUCACAUUUUUCAGAACCAAAAAAAAAAAAUCAAAAAAAGAAAAGGGCACCCAACUGGGAAAAACGGAUCCAAAGAAAUACGAACCAGAAUAUAACCGUAAACCCUAGCCAAGCCCAGCCGCGACUUAUCUUUCUCUCUCAUCAACCCAAUCCACCCCAUCACGAUUUUUUCGAUUUUUUAGGGAUUAAGGUUUUCCUUUUCCGUUUUCCUGAUUUUAGAUCCGGCGGUGCCGAUUCGGAUUUCAUUUUGAUUUUUUUUUUAGGGUUAGGGUUACGAUUGGGAUUUUAUUUUUUAUUUUAAUUACUUUUUUCAGGCGCCGAUGGGAUUUGUCGGUUCUCGGUGAUGACCGGUGGCCGAUGUCACGGGGAGAAGAAGAUGAUGACGACGACGACGGGUAGGGUUUGCGGCACGGAAGAAGACAAGCCUUCCCCAAUUUCUAGGGUUCCGCCCAAUUUUCCGGCGACUCUGCCGGAAAUUCCUAAAAAUCCGAUUGAUUCGUUUUCUCAGGCCUGCAAGGCGCUGUGUGAGCGGUCGCCGUAUGAUGUUGUUGAUGACGCAUCAGCUCCUGGCGGUACCUGUGCGGCGACGGCGAGUGUGGCCGUGCCGGCCACGUUGCCGAGGGGCUUGGCAAGCUUCUUGUCGAAGCAGUCGGAUAGCCGGAAACGGCACAAGAAGUCACAUGCGGCGUCAGAGAGGAAGCAUUCGCGGCAGAGUGAGAAGUCUAGAGGGUAUAGGCUGUGGGCAGAGACAGAAGAGUACUUUAGACCCUUGACAUUGUCUGAUAUUGAAGCCUUAGCUGAGGUGUCUGAGCUCAGCAAGGUAGCUGCUACUAAGUGUGUGCCGAUUCCGCAUUUGGGGAAUAUUCCUGAGCUGAAUGGGAAUGGAAACUUGAAUGUGGAACCUGGUUGUUGUGAGGAGUGUGGUUGUGGUGGCAAUUCGAAUGAGAUUAAGGACGAGAUGAAUGUAAUCGGUGGCAAUGGUAAUGAGGUUGCUGCCAAAAAUGGCGGUGAGGUUGUUGGCAAGGAUGAGAAUGCAGAUGGUGGUGGCGGCAAUUCAGUUGUAGUUGAGAAGGCUAAUGAGAAUGGGGUUGUUGAAGAUGAGGUCAAGACGGAGCAGAAUGGGCAGUCUAUGGAAAUUGAUAGUGUCGCAGAGGAAGACAAAAGCUGUUUUGUGUCGGAUUCUCCCAGGGGUGUUGAGUGGCUUUUAGGUUAUAGAAACAAGACUUGUUUAGCAACAGAGCGCCCUUCAAAGAAGCGGAAGGUUCUCGGUGCUGAUGCAGGGUUGGAGAAAGUCAUUAGUGCCGCUCCUUGUGACGGGGAUCAUUCGUUAUGCCAUUUUUGCUGCAAGGGUGAUGAAGGACAGGAGUCGAACCGGUUGAUUGUUUGUAGUUCUUGCAAGGUUGUGGUUCAUCGGAAGUGCUAUGGGGUGCUAGAAGAUGUAGAUACUUCAUGGUCAUGCUCCUGGUGUAAGCACAACACUGGUGUGAGUGAUUUAGUAAACCCUUGCGUUCUCUGCUCUAAGCAGGGUGGUGCACUGAAGCCAGUUCUGAAGGAGGGUAAUAGUGACAGAUCUAUAGAGUUUGCUCAUUUAUUUUGCUGUCAAUGGAUGCCAGAGACAUACAUAGAGGAUAUGGAGAAGGUGGAACCCAUCGUAAAUGUUGGGGGGAUACCGGAAACCCGCAGAAAGAUGAUAUGUAACAUAUGCAAGGUGAAGUGUGGCGCUUGUGUACGAUGCAGUCAUGGUGCUUGCAGAACGUCUUUCCAUCCAAUGUGUGCGAGAGAGGCAAGACAAAGAAUGGAAAUUUGGGCAAAAUUUGGGCUUAAUAAUGUUGAAUUAAAGGCUUUCUGCCCAAAGCACUCAGAAUUACCAAUUAACAGCACGGCUGAACCAAUGGAUCCUUCUGUCUCCAUUGACAAAACUACAAGUAUCUCAGAGAGCCCUCAUAUGACAUUGUUGCAGAAAAAAUUAAAUAAAUUGAAAACCGGCAGGAAAAAUGGUGAUAGUCUUGCAGUCACUAUUGAGACUUCAGAUGAUUCCAAUAAAUUCAGUGAUAGCCGAUCACAGGACAUUCCAAGGAAUGAUAUGGGGAAAAUAGAGAAGGGCUGUGAGGAUGUCGAUGAAUCUGGGGCCCUUAAUCUUAUGCCUCUUUUAAAGAAGCUGAUUGACUGCGGAAAAGUUGAUCUGAAGGAUGUUGCAUUGGAUAUAGGCCUCUCACCUAAUUCUUUGGCUGCAUCACUCUCUGAUGAUAGUGUGGUCCCUGAUUUGCAAAGCAGAAUAGUCAAAUGGCUUAAAGAACAUACCUACUUGGAUCUAAUGCAAAAAAAUGUGAAAACUAAUUUAAGACCGUUAUUUGCCUCCAUGGCUGAGUUUGGAGCUCCAUUAUCAGAGUCUGGUAUGUCGGAUCUUGUAGCUGUUAAAUCAGUACCCCCACGGAGACGAACAAAAGGUGGUGGCAGGAAUUUGAAGGAUAAAAAAGUUUUCAGCUCUUUAGAGCAGACCUUUUGUGGCAAUGGGAUUCAGCCGGACAAGAUUAAUUCAGACAAAUUUAUCAGUGAAGGACCAACAAAUUCAAGAGAAGAGUCCAUCAGUGAUGUGGUUGAGAAGAAUAUAACAGUGCUCAAGGGGUUACAAGAUUCUUUGCCGACAGAUGAACUGGAAGGAUAUUCAGUGAAGUCCUCAAUUUGCAGCUUUUUGCAAAGUGGUCAAGAUGCGGCGGCUACUAUUCCUUUGCAGACUGACUUGGUGAUUGCAAAUGUAGAUCCAGUUGUUCAAGUGGAAAAACCAAUUCCUGAAAGCAACAAACCAGAGGCAGAAUCUUCUAGUUCCUGUGCCCACCUUCCCAUCCAGAGGACUACUUUACAAAUGCAGAAUGAGACGCCUCUAAAGAACACAGUACAUGGUUCUAGUGAAAAAGAAGUAUCUCGCGUGGAUGCUUCUUCCCAUGCAAGUGUUUGCUGUAAUCACCAAAAUAUACAUUUAAAAUGUCAUGAGGCUAGUUGUAAAUCUGAUGAGAUGAACUUAGAACAGUUGGCUAAGGCUCAGAAACUGGGCGUCCUAGAAAUGUCUCCAGAAGAUGAAUUGGAAGGAGAGCUGAUUUAUUAUCAGCAUAGGUUGCAAAACAAUAUAACUUCGAGGAAGCAUUAUACUGAUGUUUUAAUGUCUAAUGUUGCUAAGCGUCUGCCCAAAGAGAUUGAUACAGCACGGAAUCAGAAGUGGGACGCUGUGCUGAUUAGCCAAUAUCUUUGUGAGUUAAGAGAGGCAAAGAAGCAAGGUAGGAAGGAGAGACGGCAUAAGGAAGCACAGGCUGUGUUAGCAGCUGCAACUGCUGCUGCUGCCGCCUCUUCGAGGAUUUCAUCCUUUAGGAAAGAUGUCCUUGAUGAUCCCUCACAUCAGGAGAAUGUGGUGAAGCUAAGCUCUUUAAGUGGGAGGUCCGGCUUUUCCUCACAGAUGAUACCACGGGCAAAAGAGACAUUUCCGAGGGUGGCUGUCCCUAGGGUUUCUGUUGAAAAGCACUCUGGUAUAGCUCAUUCAGGCUCCGAUGUAUCUAAAGAACAUCCUCGAUCAUGUGAUAUCUGCAGACGUUCUGAAACAAUUUUAAACCCGAUUUUAGUCUGCUCCAGUUGCAAGGUUGCUGUUCACUUAGAUUGCUAUCGUAGCACAAGAGAAUCUACAGGUCCAUGGUACUGUGAAUUAUGUGAAGGCAAAGCUACUGCCAAUAUUUGGGAGAAAGAGCAUUUAACUGCAGAAUGUGGUUUAUGUGGUGGGAAAGCUGGUGCUUUUAGGAAAUCCUCUGAUGGUCAGUGGGUCCAUGCCUUCUGUGCUGAGUGGGUCUUUGAGUCAACAUUCAAAAGGGGACAAGUAUCAUCAAUUGUUGGAAUGGACACAGUUACGAAGGGCCUUGAUUUCUGUUGUAUCUGCCGACGCAAAUUUGGUGUCUGCAUAAAGUGCAGCUAUGGUCAUUGUCAGGCAACAUUUCAUCCCUUCUGUGCCAGAAGUUCAGAUUUUUAUAUGAAUGUAAAAAAUCUUGGUGGCAAGCAGCAACACAAGGCAUACUGUGAGAGGCAUAGCCUCGAGCAGAAGGCAAAGGCUGAUACACAAAAACAUGGAAUGGAGGAAUUAAAGAACCUUCACACAAUAAGGGCUGAGCUGGAGAGGUUACGUCUAAUUUGUGAAAGAAUCAUCAAACGGGAAAAAGUAAAGAGGGAAUUACUUAUUUGUUCACAUGACCUUCUUGCCGUGAAAAGAGAUCAUGUUACCCGUUCUGUGCUUGUUAACAGUCCUUUUUUGUUACCGGAUGCUAGUUCCGAAUCAGCAACGACUUCUCUUAAAGCACAUACAGAUGAUUAUAGAUCAUGCAGUGACACAUUCCAAAGAUCAGAUGAUGUGACUGUAGAUAGUUCAAUUUCUUUCAAGCACAGGACUAGAGUUCCUAUAACUAUUGAUAACGACCAAAGGACAGAUGAUGACAGCUCCACAUCCCAAAUCCAAUUUACCCAAAAUAUUUCGGAGAGGAUGCAAUUUGCUGAAAAACAUAUUCCUUUCAGACCUGUGGUGAACUGUAAUCUUUUGGAAGAUGGUGGAUACAGGUUAAAAUCUAAGAAGCAUGCCGAGAUGUUUUCUAAAGAAAUGGUGAUGACAUCAGAUCAGGCAUCAGUGAAAAAUAUGCUGCUACCCAAAGGAUAUGCAUAUGUUCCUGCUGACUGUAUUCCAAGUGAGAAGCAGGUCAACCAGGAUGCUUGUUCUGGCGAACAGCCAGAAGGAGAUGGGUAGGGUGGGGAAUUAGCGUUGUGCGUUUGGAUCAGCCUUCUUGUGGACCAUGAAAGUACCACAAGACAUUUCUCCACCCAGAUGUCAUUGCUCGCAAUGGAAAUGACCGUGCUCGUCUGUUACGAAGGGAAUUGGUCAAAUGAAACAUCUGGGUUAGCUGCCACUGUAUUAUUCUGCUCAAAGCAGUGGCAUUCUGGGUUGGGAUGUGAAGUUUUGGCAUCAUUGUUGUAUAGUCAUCUGUACAGUGGGUGAGGGUUUGUUCUUCAUACAUGUAUUAGAAGGCAUCGAUUAAUGUCUUUGUAGGAGUACAGAGAAGCUCUGCUUGUAAACCAUGUACACGAAAUUUAAAGCGCAUCUAUCACCUGCUGUGUCAGCUCUGUAAAGUUAAUGUAUAUAUCCUUACAGUACGAAUCCAGAAAUGUAUUGCCCCUGAAUCAGAUUACGAGAG